GACAGGCAGAGAGAGAUUGGAGAGACUGGAGAGAGAGGGAGGGACUGUACGUACCAGACUGUGAGAAACAGUUCUCUUACCAUACACUCCUAGCUGGGUGUUUUCCCUCAUUACCAAACCCUCAUGCUGGUCCUCGUUCCUCACUGCCCUGAUCACUCCAUGGGACUCCAGACCCGGCCGCUAAGCGACCCAGCUCUCUCCUCCUCUAUGGCGUGCCUCGACGUGGAGACCCCCGCCGUCUGCAGGGUCCUCCAGCGCCGCCUGCAGCAGAGACGCACCCGUGAGCAGCUAGUGGAGCAGGGCAUCAUGCCACCACUGAAAUGCCCUGCUGCCUUCCACGAACAGAUCCGCAGCCUGCAGAGGUCCAGGACUGAGAACUUCUUGAAGCACAAAAUCCGCAGUAGACCUGAACGUUCAGAGCUGGUCCGCAUGCACAUCCUGCAAGAGACCCAUGCGGUGCCCUCACUGCAGGCUACUCAGAUGAUGCUGAAGAGAGCCAGGCUGGCUGAUGACCUCAAUGAGAAGCUGGCCCAGCGACCCGGCCCCAUGGAGCUGGUGGUCAAGAACAUUCUGCCUGUAGAACCCAGCCUCGUCAAGGACGACGUCACCGAUCCCGCAGACGGUGAGGUGGAGAAUGACUUCCCCAAGACGAAAACACUGGAUGUGUACAACUUUGACGAGGACAGCGGCGACGCCCUGUCCCCAGAGCAGCCGGCCAGCCAGGAGUCCCAGAGCUCCUCUGCCCCCUCCCCACCGACCAGCUCCAUCACCAUGCAGCACUGCCCACCUACCUCCCAGUCCACAACAGACUUCUUCAACUUCUCUCAUGUCUCCACCAAUGAGCAUCAGAACAAUCGCCUGGUGACCACGCCUCAGCCAAUCACCAUUGUUGCCCCUCCAAAGCCGGGGCCCAUGUUAGUAAAGCAAAGCCAGCCAAAGACACCCAAUGACAAGAGCCGCAGUAAAAAGAAUAAGGAUCCCAAGCCGCGGGUGAAGAAGCUGAAGUACCACCAGUACAUCCCCCCGGACCAGAAACAGGAGGCCAACGAGGCCCCCAUGGACUCAGCCUACGCCAGGCUACUGCAUCAGCAGCAGCAGUUCCUCCAGCUGCAGAUACUGAGCCAGCAGCAGCAGCACUAUAACUACCAGACCAUCCUGCCUGCCCCACUCAAGUUGAUGGAGGAUCAGAACAGCUGCUCCAACGUAUCUCUGAGUGGCAGCAGUCUGUCCAGUCCCAUCAUGGUCUCUCUACCCAGCGCUGCCCCAGCACGGUCUAACCAAACUCUGACAAACCGCAAGCCUGGUGUCCUACCUACCAACCUGGACGAAAUGAAGGUAGCUGAGCUGAAGAUGGAGCUGAAACUGCGAGGUCUUCCGGUGUCUGGCACCAAGACUGACCUGAUAGAGAGACUAAAGCCUUAUCAGGAGAUCCCCAGCAGCCAGGCUGCCACUGCCAUGGAGCUGACAGGCCACACAGGGGCCCCACCGCCUGAGAGCAUGAGCUCCACACCCCCUGUGUCCCCCGCGCCCUCGGAGGUCUCCAGCCUGGGCAUGGAGGAGGCUGGGAUGCCAGGAGCUCUUUCCCCAGCUCGGCACACUCAUUCUGGGUCGUCUCCCCACCAAGGCCGCCUGGAGGACAGCCCAAUGGAGACCAGAACCUCAGAGAAGGACCAGCGACUGCACGAGAAGGAGCGUCAGAUCGAGGAGCUGAUGAGGAAGCUGGAGCAGGAGCAGAGGCUGGUGGAGGAGCUGAAGAUGCAGCUAGAGGUGGAGAAGAGGGGUCUGCCCAGCCCUCCAGCCCCCAUGGCCCUGGCCCAGGUCAAAGAAGAGGGCAGGGCCGCCUCAAACUGCUCUGCCUCUGCACAUAGCCCACUAGCAGUGGUGAAACAGGAGGAGCCCAGCUCAGGCCAGGUACAGACGUCCCCCCUGCCUCAGUUCUUCAUCAGCCACCAGCAGGUGCCUCAGGUCCUCAGACAGCCCCAGCCUCAGACUUCGCUGUCUGGCCAGCCUGGGACACAGAUCCUGCUGCCUGUCUCCCUGCCCACCAGCACUGCCACCAUCCAGCUACCGAACAACAGCAUUAAGCUGCAGGUCAGAGAGCCGGUCCUACAGACCACAGUUAGCACUACAGCUCCAGGCCUCAUCCAGAAAACAGAGGCCUCAGCACCCCACCACCACCAACACACCACCCAGACCCAACCCAUGGCACAGACGACAGUCCCACUGUGCACCACCACCACCUCAGGCUCUGGGUUCCAGUUCAGAGCAGGCCCAGGUCAGACAGAGAUCCCCCAGUGUUUCCUAAACACUUCCCCAGGGAGCAGGUCCCCUGCCAGGGCCUCGUCCAACCAAGCAGUCCCCAAUGGUCCAACAAACAAGUCCCCCUCUGCCUGCCAGCCCAACUUCUCAAACCACGUCCCCAGGAAUAAGGACCCGCCACGCUACGAAGAGGCUGUUAAACAGACGCGCAGAAUGCAGACUGCUGCACAGGUGCCCACUGCAAUCAGCCAGCACAUGGACGACCUGUUUGACGUGUUGAUCGAGAGUGGAGAGAUCUCCCCAUUCAUCAGACAGGACCCUUCCUUUCCAGACAAGCUACUUCCUGUGACCGCCAGCGUAACCACCCUGCCCUUCAACACGGUGCUAUCCCGCCCCCCGCCCCAGAUCCUGGUGGCCCGCCCACCCGCCCCCACCCUUAACCCCCCGGGCCCACCCAGCCUGACAGCCCUGGCCAUAGACAACCAGCUGGAGGCCUUCCUGGAAGGCACGCUGAAGGGGGAGACUGAGCCCCGGACACUGAGGUUGAUGGAAGAGCUGCACAGUCAGCUGCUGGAGCACUCCCCCCACUCCCCCAUGGACACGGACACCACCGAGUUCAACAAUGUCAGUGCACCCCCCUCCAGCUACCACCUGGACCACACCAACCUGGACAACAUGGAGUGGCUGGACCUGACCAUGCCCGGGCCGACGGGGGGGCUCAACCCACUGGGCCUUCCCCCGCUUGGGGUCUUCUCCUCUGACUUCCUGGAUUCCCAUGACCUGCAGCCACAUUGGGACUAAGGGGUGUCAAUGUGACCCCCCCAAAGAGGCCUAUUCAGACAGAGGGCUGUCAGGGAGAGACACACAAAUAAGUGAGACGGAGAGCACACUCCUUCUCCAGUGGAGGUGGGGGAGGAGAGUGCAGUGCUGCUGGCCUUGUGUCCCUGUGGGCAGUUCUGUGCAGGGCUAAAGCAGUACUGGUGGUGGAUCUCACUGCUCUGAGCAGCUCAGAGUGCUAGAGGCACGGACCCUCCUUCCUCACUGGAUAUACAGUAUAGCUGUUUCCCUCUGAGGUAUCGUCCCUCAUAACAGCCACUCAUUCUAAGGAAGGCUAAGCACCCGCUGGGCUGUGGUAUAGAUCAAUGGUAUGAACAGGUUGAUCUCCCCCUGUGGUCUCUUUCAGAAGAGGACCUGGUCUGAGGAAGGGUGGCCUCUCCUGAAAUGGCGUUACAGUAGAUAGGCUCAGGAUGAGAACUCGCUAGUGGAAACAGAUGUUGACCCAGGUGUUAGAGAAUUUCACGCCUGGUUCUGACUGCGCCAGUGGCAUGGCUACUGACUGACGUUCGUGAUAAAUUUGGCAGACAGCGCAGAGAGAUUGUAUAUAUUAUAAGCCUAUGUCUACAGUAGCACUAGUCUGUCUGCUCUGCUGCAUACAUCACUAAGGCAGCUGUAUUACAGUCCUGUGUGUGUAUGUAUGUAUAUGACCUAUUGGAAUGUGGUAUUAGCUUAGCAUUAUGGCUUUGAAAUUACUGCCUUUGCUUUAAUCAGUGCCCCCAUGCGAUUCCCAUCACAGGAGGGAAUUGGACACAGAUGCUAAAAGACUGCACAUAUUGCAUUAUGCCUUAUAAGACCAUUUGCCAAAUAUCUUGCUAUUUUCAAGGUGUUGCUUUCACUUAAUUCAACUAAAGACUUUGCAAAGAGUACACAGAGUGAUGACUGAUUGUGUUGUCACUCAAAUGAAGCAGGAGACUACUUAAAGUAAAGUGUUAACAGUAAGCAGCCUUAUAUCAUGUAAGAUUUAAAAAAAAGUGAGUGCAUGAAACCCACAUUUAGUAUCAUUGGUUGACAAUACGAUAGCUGUCGGCCUGAGAACUCUUGAAUUCAUCCGAAUUAGAAGUUGAGAGGCCUCACAUUUUUAGCAGCUGUUGUUCUUACUCUAUUCUUAUGUGGGGGAGAGUAGGGCCAAUGUGAGUUUGUUUACCAAACUGCAACGUGCUUUCCCUUAGUGUCCAUGGGGUCACAAUAGGUGGCACAGCACCCCACAGCACUCCUGUAGCUUGCCAGGCCCAUGCCUAUGCCCUUUAUAUUAUCGACAAAAGAGCCUUUGAAAAUGUUCUCUCUCUCAACCCUAUUGUCAAGUCUGGAGUGGAUUUAUCCCAAUGUACAGAUCAGCUGAAUCUUGCUUGUUUAUGUGUGACAUGCAGUGCACAUGCGCUAGAGCUGGUGUGUAGAGCUGGUGUCUGUGUGUGCACUGCACAUCUGUGUUGCAUAUCGCUUUUGCUUGUUUUGACUCUCGGAACUGGCAGAAAUAUAGCCAGUAAAUUCCCCUCAGCAUUUCAAUGGCUCUCUUCAAUAUACCGUCUGACCUUAGUUGGCUGACAUAUCGAGAACAGACAAGUUGACAUCAUUCAGUUUGACAAGCCAGGGAGUCACAGUGAAUCAGCAGAGGUGGUUCAAGGCUGUCUUGUGCUUUUGUGAUCAGCUUAGCAAUAUUUGUGGCUAUAGUCCUGCAGGUUCAAAUGUAAGCAUCAUUAUUGUAUCAUUUUGUUGUAGUAGGCCUAAUGUGUCUCUAUUCAUGAAGCCUUAGUCCAGCAGAUUAUGUAGGGUCGGGAUUCCAGUCACUCACAUCAAGAGGCAACCUUUCAAAACACAUUUCAAAACACAGCAGUGUGUGAUCCAUAUGUACCAUUACUACCAACAGAUGGGUAUUAAAAUGAUCUCCACACUGUUGUAAUAGCCUUGGUUUUCACUCCUCACUCCCAGUUGAAGUAUUUUUUCAGGUCAAAAUCCUACAUAAUUAUUGCAAUCGUACACACGUAGUUAAAAAUGUCAUUACAGUGACAUAUACUGGCCAAAGAUAAAAUGUGAAAGCAUUUGAAGUGUUGAAACCGUUUUGGGGGGGCUCUACUAAAUUGCUGAAAGGUUUCUGUGUUUCUAAAGGCAGUUGCGUAGCCCCCCCAACAUGGAAGAAGCUUUAAAACACUAUUCAGCAUGAUAAAGUUUGACGCACCAACGACAGCGUAAGCAUUCCUUGGAAAUACAUUGCAGACAGUGCUAAAGAAAUAUGUCAUUUUAACAGUUUUGAUCAAUUAUAGCCUACCCGUCUGUCCCCUACCAAAGAAAAUUACUUAAAGGUCAAAUGCAGCCAUUUUCUAUCUCAAUAUCAAAUCAUUUCUGAGUAACAAUUAAGUACCUUACUGUGAUUGUUUUCACUUAAAAUGAUCAAAAAGAAACUAAAACAGCUCCUUAGCAAAGAGCCAUUUCUCAGCAAUAAUUUUACUAUGAUUGUCUGGGAGUGGUCUGAGUGGGGAGGAGAAAACUGAAAAGGUUUGGAACUCUUUCUUAUUGGUCUAUUAACUAAUUUACCGCCUGGCAAACCAAAACUCCAUCCCACGUAAACAGGCUGAAAUUUCAGGCGGCCUUUUUAAACGGCUCUAAAGACUAAAAUGGCAUUAUCAUAACUUUCACAAUUUCACAGUAUUAUUCCAACCUCAUAGUGCUGAAACACACUGAGUGUACAAAACACCUCUUUCCAGGUGAA
This is a messenger RNA of Salvelinus namaycush (lake trout), 5800 nucleotides long. RefSeq names its product myocardin-related transcription factor B-like. The record is from RefSeq and is a predicted model, not a curated record. Lineage: Eukaryota; Metazoa; Chordata; Actinopteri; Salmoniformes; Salmonidae. Bases 124 to 3060 code for a protein of 978 amino acids. Gene Ontology annotation, biological process: smooth muscle cell differentiation. The transcript is spliced from 14 exons.